UGGACGACGGAAGUGACGUAGCGGCGGCGGUGUGUGGCAGCGCCGGCUCGGCUUCUGGUGUUCCGGGCUAUCGGGCAGCGUACCUGGGCGACCAGACGACAGCGGAAUCAACCGAGCGGCUGCGGCAGGACCAAAAUAAAAAAACAAACUACCGGAUUAAGAGUACAGAUCUCCGGUGGACUGUGAUUGGCUGCGACAUCUGUCGAUUACAACAACAAGGGACCAAUCAGUGGGGGCUUGGCAGGUCAUACACUGACCAAUCAGCGCGCAGGAGAGGCGGGACUAGAGGGGCUUGCUUUGUGCCGCCAUGGAGUUCCCAGAUCACAGUCGCCGUAUAUUGCGCUGCCUUCGAGACCAGCAGUCCCAGGGAUUUCUAUGUGAUUGUCAGGUGUCUGUAGGCACUGCCCGUUUCCUGGCCCAUCGUUCUGUUUUGGCUUCCUGCAGCCCUUUUUUCCACAUGUCCUGCAGGGAACGUCCAGAAACAAGAGACCUUACGUUGAACAGUCAGAUAGUCACAGCUCCAGCCUUCUCCUUGCUUCUCAACUUCAUGUACUGUGGAUGUCUCAGCUUUCAGGAAGCUCCCACUGAAGAUGUCCUAGCAGCAGCCAGUUAUUUGCACAUGGACGAGGUGGUGAGAGUCUGCAAAAAAAGGUUGCAGGGUCGAGCACCAGCAGAGGCCGAUAGUACUCGCCGAGAGGAAGAUAGUGCAUCAGUAAAUCCGAUUACUGACAGUCAAGGUGGGAAUAGAUGUCACGAGGGAGCAGAGAGUGGACAGACAACAGCAAGGGGAAUGAAACAUCAUGGACAAGAAGUAGUAGGGAAUGGGCAAAGACUGGGAGGAAUUGCCGUUUUUCAACAGGAAGUUGCAGAGAGUUCCAGAUAUCAGAGGCAGGAAGUAGCAGGGAGCAGCCAAAGAUUGCCAGGGAGUGUAAGAUACAUGGGGCAGGAGGCAUCAGGCAGUGGACCGAGAGUGGCAGUAAACUCUAAAUUUGAAGCACAGUGUGUGGGAGAUACUGCCCAAGAGGUGGCAGGAAGUUCUAGGUUUGAAAUUCAAGAGGGAACAGGGAGUGGUCAUGGCGUUACAGGAAGUAUGAAGUGUACAGGUAUUCUGCAGAUAGGAGUAGAUGGUCAGGAGGUACCAGUGAGUUCUAGAUUUGAGGCGCAAGAGAGGACUGAGGCAGAACAAGCAGAAAGUGUGAGGUAUCAGCUGCAAGAAGCAACAGAAAGUACACUCACACCAUCCACACACAAAUAUGCUACACAGAGUCAGGACAGUGGGCCACCUUCCAUAAAUUCCCCAAAGAGACCGGAGCCAGCUGGCAGCACACAGGGUGCACCUGGAGCUUCUAGGUUUUCCUUACAAGCUCAAGAAACUACAGGUGCUAGCAAUCAGUCACUGUCUGUUCCUAGAUUCUCUUUUCAAAAUCAGGAGGAAACCAGAAACACACAAGCAGUGUCAGGAAGCUCCAGAUACUCUUUAAAAGCACAAGAACCCACCGGCAGUUCUACAGCAAUGUCAGGAACUUCAAGAUACUCCUUACAGAGCCCAGAACUAGCAGGAAACUCGCUAACCCAACCAGGUACUUCCAGGUAUUCCUUACAAGAACAUACAGGCAGUAUGCAUGGAGGACAAGCACGUUCCAGAUACUCUUUACAACUCCAAGAUCCUACUGGUAGUACUACUGUUCAGCCAGGUCCAUCCAGAUAUUUUUUGCAGAGCCCAGAGUCUGCAGGAAAUUCUGCUGCAUUGCCUGGCACAUCCAGAUACCAUAUACAUAGCCCCGAUUCACCCCUAACCAAGCAGAGGGAGGAGGGUGAAUGUGCCAAAUCUGAAUUAACAGUCACAACUACCACUCAGCCUGGCAUGGAGGUGACCGCUGCCCCAAGUCCUUGUAGUUCCACUGGAAGUGAAAAUCACCCUGCAUCUGGUGUUACAGUGAAGAUAGAAGCCAUUGUAAUAUCAGAUGAAGAGUGUGAAAGGGGGGUAGGCAAUUUUAAACGGCGUGGUUUUGAUGAGGAAGAGGAAGGAGAAGAUGAAUCAGGUUAUCUACCCUAUCAUAUGAUUGCAAUGCCAGGUGGACACCACCCAGGCUAUGGAAGCCUCCUACCACCUUCCAUGCACCCAGAGGCCAUGUACUUACAAGAUUUUGAGGGGCACCCAGGAUUCCCCCUUUUUCCAGAAGAUGUGCCCACCUGCAAAACAUGUGGAAAAACAUUCUCAUGCUCCUACACGCUUAGACGGCAUGCCACAGUGCACACUCGUGAACGUCCAUAUGAAUGUCGUUACUGUUUGCGUAGCUACACGCAAAGUGGGGACUUAUACAGGCACAUCCGUAAGGCACACAGCCAGCAGGAACCAAGUGCCAAGAAACCAAAAGGGGACAUGGAGCCAGCACCCCCUAGCCUUCCUUAAAAAUGAACAUAAAGACCUUUAGCAUUCAGCUGCGUUAGGGGCCUAACUUUCUGAGUGUCAGGAAGUACUGUGAGCAUGUCACCAAUCAGGCCAGUGAGAAAGGAUCAUUUUGUUCUGAACUGAUUUAAUUUAUUCCAAGUUAAUGUAUUUUGUUGCCUCAUUAAGUUACUAGUCCUUGUUAUCAUAACAAGGAGAUAAACUAUUUUUUAUUUUUACGGUUUCCCCACUGUUAAAGCUGAUGUGUCACCU
Pelobates fuscus (common spadefoot toad) is the source of this 2662-nucleotide messenger RNA. It is a transcript of the gene ZBTB3, whose product is annotated as zinc finger and BTB domain containing 3. The transcript is spliced from 2 exons. The record is from RefSeq and is a predicted model, not a curated record. The coding region runs from base 308 to 2413 and encodes 701 amino acids. Gene Ontology annotation, biological process: regulation of transcription by RNA polymerase II. Gene Ontology annotation, molecular function: DNA-binding transcription factor activity, RNA polymerase II-specific; protein binding. Gene Ontology annotation, cellular component: nucleus. NCBI's taxonomy places the organism in Eukaryota, Metazoa, Chordata, Amphibia, Anura, Pelobatidae.